GGAAAAUGGCACUAGCUGAUUUCUGGUCAGCAAAUCUUAUCCUUUCAGAACCUGACAAACCAGAUUUAUUCAUUAUUUUAUUGCUUCCGAGAAUUAUUCAGUAUUCCUAUUUUCCUUCUAAUGUUUAUGAAAUAAUGAAAACAUGAAGUGCAUGAUUCAAAUGCAAUUUCACCUAUAGCAGUUCUGCAAGGAACAAAGAAACUAUUCAGAAAACUAACUAGCCCUCCAAAAUACAGCAUGAAGCAAACUGAAACUGGAGCCAGUGAGCUCAUUCCACUUCUACCAGAUGUCGAUUCUUUGGAAUGUCAAUCUUCAAGGGGUGCAUCAGUUUCUGGUGCAGUUUUUAACAUCUGCACAACCAUGGUCGGAGCUGGAAUCAUGUCGAUUCCAGCCUCUGUUAAGGUCCUAGGAAUCAUUCCGGGCUUUGUUGUUAUCUUCAUGAUUGCAUUCUUGGUUGAGGUCACAGUCGAGUUCUUGCUGAGGUAUACUCAAUCUGGCAAAGCGACUACCUAUGCUGGCUUAAUGGCAGAGUCCUUUGGGUCAUUCGGAUCCCUUUCAGUGCAAAUCUGUGUUAUGGUCACUAACCUUGGUUGUCUCAUCAUCUAUCUGAUUAUCAUUGGGGAUGUCCUCUGUGGCAUUCAGACUGGAGGAACCUUGCACCUGGGCCUUUUACAGGAAUGGUUUGGCAUCCAAUGGUGGAACUCCCGAGCUUAUGUGAUACUGUUUGUUGUGCUCUUUGUUGUGCUUCCAUUGGUCUUGUUGCCACAUAUGAAUUCAUUGAGGCACACUUCAGCGAUAUCCAUUCUCCUUGCUGUACUGUUUAUAGCUAUAAGCUCAGCGAUGGCAAUUUACGCGCUGUGGAAAGGAAAAACUCAAAAAUUGAGAUUGCUACCGGACUUUGCCAAUCAAGUGUCCAUCUUUGAUCUGUUCACAACUGUUCCAGUCCUUGUAACCGGGUUCGGAUUCCAUGUCAACAUUCAUCCAAUAAGAGGAGAACUUGGUAGACCUUCUGAUAUGAGCUCUGCUGUCAGGAUUUCUUUAGCAGUCUGCAUAGCUAUUUACUUCUCAAUCGGUUUCUUUGGGUACCUGCUCUUUGGGGACUCCAUCAUGGCGGAUAUGCUAGUGAACUUUGAUCAAAAUUCUGAUUCUGCAGUUGGUCAGGUAGUGAAUGAAAUUGUUCGAUUAAGCUAUGCAAUGCACCUAGCUCUUGUCUUUCCUGUAAUGAAUUUCUCCCUGAGAGCUAACAUAGAUGAGCUCCUCUUUGCAAAGAAGCCUGUUCUGGCCAGAGACACCCCGAGAUUCGCAAUUCUCACCUGUGCAUUGCUUGCUGUUACAUACAUAUUCGCCAUAGCCAUACCAAAUAUUUGGUACUUCUUUCAGUUCUUAGGAUCAACAACCGUUGUUUCCCUCUCAUUCAUUUUUCCAGGAGCCAUAGUUCUCAGGGAUGUUCAUGGCAUAUCGACAAGAAAAGAUAAGAUCAUGGCAAUUUUGGUGAUCAUCCUGGCUAUUGUGACAAGCAUGAUAGCCAUUACGACCAACUUGUGGAGUAGUUAAAACAGAAAACAAAAUCAUAAAUAGUUGUUGCAUUGAGAGCAGAUCUGCAAUGUUACAGAAUUGAAGGGGAAGUAAAGGCCAGAGAAGCAGAAUAUCUUUUGGGGAAAUGGAUAUCAUACUUGGCCAGCUCACACCAUGAUCUCUUCCUGAUUUGAUUGCAGCAUAAAAUAAGAAAAGAUAUCAAUGUCUUUGAUCAGUUGAUGAUGCCAAUUAUACAUCUUUGGACAUUUAGAUAUUCCUUCUUCCUUCUGAAUAAAACACAGGCUCACCCACCACAGAUUUACUGAA
Messenger RNA from Theobroma cacao (cacao), 1842 nucleotides. The record is from RefSeq and is a predicted model, not a curated record. Lineage: Eukaryota; Viridiplantae; Streptophyta; Magnoliopsida; Malvales; Malvaceae.